Molecule: messenger RNA, 691 nt
Organism: Dioscorea cayenensis subsp. rotundata (Guinea yam)
Lineage: Eukaryota; Viridiplantae; Streptophyta; Magnoliopsida; Dioscoreales; Dioscoreaceae
Exons: 2
Coding region: 104-691 (195 amino acids)
Molecular function (GO): protein binding
Source: RefSeq, a predicted model, not a curated record
CCUACCAUCACUUGGAAACCCUAGCCGCUCCUCCAUACCAUCGCCGCUUCGCUUCCUCCUCUCUAUCGCCAAAACUCUCUCCUCCUCCUCCCUUCCUGUUAUCAUGCCCAGCCACAGUGACCACUGCUUCUCUUUCUUUGCCUCCCUCCUUCGUCGUGGCUUGCCCUCUGUCGCCCUCUCCGUCCGCUAUGCCUCCUCAUCAAGCGUAGGCCUCCCCAUGGACCCUGCCCGCCUCCUCCGUACCUUUUUGUCGUCAUGCCGAUUUACGAAGGCGUCCCAGGUCUUCCUCUCCUUCACCUCUCUGUCCAUCUCUGACCCAUCUCUUCUUGACUCAAUGAUCCUUUACUACUGCAAGCUCCGAGACCUUCCCCAGGCCCAAUCCCAUUUUAAAUCCAUUAUACAGCUCGAAACUUUGCCCAGUUUAGUCUCGUACGGCACGUUGCUUCGGCUAUUGUGUGUCAAAGAGCAGUUGUCGCACUCUCUUACUGGUUUUCUCCAUGGCCAAAGCUGGUGUUCUCCCGCCUGCAUCCUCUUAUCAUGUUUUGAUUACUCGGUUGUGCUCCGAGGGUACCUGAAUGAAGCAUGCUUCCUGUUUGAUGUAAUGCUUGGUGAUAGCAUUCGGCCCUCUCUCCCUUUGUUGAAGUCCUUGGCUUAUGGCUUUUUGCAAAAGGCAGAGAAUGUUGGACGCUGA